AUGGGUAAAAAUAAUAACAAAAACCAAAAGAAUAUUCAUCAUGUUGCCAACACACAAUUAAAAAAUACACCGUCCUUAAAAUGGCGUUUAAUUAAAAAAGAAGCUAAUUUCUUUGAUAAGGCGUUUGAAGAAAACCUAAUAAAUUUCCAAAAAAUGUCUUUAAAUCAAGAUGACUGUUCAUCAAAAAAAGAAGAUAAUGUAGAAGAAAAAAUUAUACGAACAUGUAAAAAGUUUAAAAAAAGAAAAAAAAAGCGAAAGUGCGUAAUCUGGCUCUAUAUUUAUUGCUUUUUUUCUUAUUUUAUCACGUUGGAAAAUAUAUUUUCUUUUUGUUCCACCUUUUCGAAAAAACAAAUAUAA
Molecule: messenger RNA, 357 nt
Organism: Plasmodium gonderi
Lineage: Eukaryota; Apicomplexa; Aconoidasida; Haemosporida; Plasmodiidae
Product: conserved Plasmodium protein, unknown function
Exons: 4
Coding region: 1-357 (118 amino acids)
Source: RefSeq, a predicted model, not a curated record